AAGAGCUCAGCUAUGAAGAGACGGCAGAGGAACAGAGAAGCCCAGGAUGAGGACGCCACAGAGGACACGGCAGCAGCCGUCCAGAACGCAGACCCCCAUCCCGACAUCCGCCCGCCGGACUCAUUGUCUCCGUCAUCGUCAUCCUCUCCUCCUCUUCCUCCUCUUGCCAUGCCACCCUCCACGUCUGCCUCAGGUCUCCUGGCUCUGGCCUCUCCGGCCACCCGGCGCUCCAUCUCCAUGGGAGACUUCCGCAGGGUGACGGGGGCCCUCCGGACCGGCUCCGAGCCCCCGUCCACCUCCGCCACGGCCCCUUCCUCCAAACUGGUGACCCCCAGCUCCAGCAUGGAGUUCGAGGCGGCCCGCCGGCGCCUCCUGGAGGUGGAGGAGCGCCAGCGGGUCAUCAGAGAGAUGGAGCGGCGGCUGGAGGAGCUCCGGGAGGUGUUCGUCCGCUCGGAGCAGGAGGUGGUCGUUCACGGCGAGCUGGUGUCGCGGAUUACCGGCGCCGCCCAGCAGGGGGAGCUGUACGUGGCCGAGAACAGCCAGCGACUCAAGAAAGGCCUCAAGUUCAAGAAACACCGGCCCACCAUCGUCUUCUCCUCCAUGCUCGGACUCCGCACAUGCCUCCCCUGGCCUGUGAAGCUCAAAUAGGACAGAGGCUCGUACUCCAUCCGUCACUUUCGCGAUGUGCUUUACACAGCUGGGAGAACAGACUUCCUUUCUUUAGCUAUCACUCAUUGACGCGGCUGCUCUCCUGUUCCCACUUUUUCUGCUCUUGUUUCCUGAGGCUGGUCCUCAAGGGCUUUAGAGUGCCUACAAUAAUCACUAAUGCUAGUAAGGAGCUUCCCGGUCAGCGUGUUCUUCCUGAGAGAAUUUAUUUGGCUAGAAAAACCAAUCAAGCGCCGGUGCAAGGUGUGUGCAGGAUGUCAUUGUCAUUGUUGCUGCUUGC
Salarias fasciatus (jewelled blenny) is the source of this 946-nucleotide messenger RNA. RefSeq lists its product as uncharacterized. The transcript has a single exon. NCBI's taxonomy places the organism in Eukaryota, Metazoa, Chordata, Actinopteri, Blenniiformes, Blenniidae. The record is from RefSeq and is a predicted model, not a curated record. Gene Ontology annotation, biological process: regulation of cell population proliferation. Gene Ontology annotation, cellular component: nucleus. Gene Ontology annotation, molecular function: DNA binding. Bases 13 to 648 code for a protein of 211 amino acids.